AUGUGGAACAUUUCAGAUGAGGUGAAACCGUCCAACCGGGCCCAUGUCCAGUCGCUCAAACGAAAAAUUGCUGCCGCCUGCCCACCAGUUCUACCGAAAAAGCGGCUAUCCGUCAUCCACCGAUUGAAUUGCUUUCUUCAGUUAUGGUUACUCAAAAUAAUAGCCGCCACUUAUUUCUUUGUGAGACGUCUGUUUAUAAAUUCUCCUUUCGCUAUUCGUCCUACACUGGUUAAACGAUAUACAUGUCGCCUGACACUGGAGGUACGGAUUUUCUUCCCGCCAGAUUACGAGGGAAACAGUCGAAGUUUGCUGCCACUCUAUUUCAACAUUCAUGGAGGGGGCUUUGCUGUUUGUGAUGCACAAAUAGAUGAUCGCUUCUGUACUUCUUGGGCAAAAAGAACUGGGAUGCUUGUAGUCAGUUUGAAUUAUACCAAAGCUCCUCUAAACCCCUUCCCCGCCGCUUCAUAUGACAUUGCAGCCGUCAUUAAAGAAGUUCUCGAGGAUGCAUCUCUACCUGUUGACAAAUCACGUGUUGCAAUUGGUGGAUUCAGCGCAGGAGGCAACCUGGCACUCUCGGCAACACAACUCCCAUGGCUCAAAGGCAUCAUCAAAGCGGCGGUGGUAUAUUACCCUAUUGUCGAUUUCAGCCAUCCACCCGAUGUCAAGCUAGCAGCGAAACCUUACACAAAUAGCCCACCAGAUACGUUAGAAAAGUCCUCGUGGAUUUUCGACUGGGGAUACGUAUCGAAUGGGCAGAAUAGACGAGAUCCGUUGUUGAGCCCUUGCUAUGCUAAACGUGAAGACCUCCCGCCGUGGAUUUACAUGGUUGGUGCAGAGUGGGAUAUGUUGCGGUUGGAAGCACAAGUGAUGAUUCAUCAUCUGGCGGGGUUAGUAAAUGAAGAAGAUCCAAUGGUUGAUGCCUUUGAGAAAGGUAAUUACAAAUGGACAGUGGCCAAAGGCUGCUCACAUGGUUUUACGCAUGAUCUCGGUGGUGGGUCGCCAGAUAUCCAAAAGAGAAGGCAGACAUGCGAGAUGAUCUAUCAAGAAGCAUAUGAAUGGCUGGAAAGAAGUGUCUUGGGAUGUCAAGAUGGAAAAUAG
This is a messenger RNA of Talaromyces proteolyticus, 1098 nucleotides long. Its product is annotated as Alpha/Beta hydrolase protein. Gene Ontology annotation, molecular function: hydrolase activity. The record is from RefSeq and is a predicted model, not a curated record. Lineage: Eukaryota; Fungi; Ascomycota; Eurotiomycetes; Eurotiales; Trichocomaceae. Bases 1 to 1098 code for a protein of 365 amino acids. The transcript has a single exon.